This is a messenger RNA of Fulmarus glacialis (Northern fulmar), 1391 nucleotides long. RefSeq names its product family with sequence similarity 117, member B (gene FAM117B). The coding region runs from base 124 to 1158 and encodes 344 amino acids. The transcript is spliced from 7 exons. The record is from RefSeq and is a predicted model, not a curated record. NCBI's taxonomy places the organism in Eukaryota, Metazoa, Chordata, Aves, Procellariiformes, Procellariidae.
UCAAGACCACCUUCAUCAAGCCCUUCCAGUAUUAUUCGCCGGACUUCCUCAUUGGAUACGCUUGCUGCUCCAUACCUUGCUGGACAGUGGCCUCGUGAUAAUCAUGGACAAGCUGCUCCAUGUAUGAGAGACAAAGCCACACAGACAGAAAGUGCCUGGGCUGAAGAAUAUUUAGAAAAGAAGAGAAGCUCACACAAACGUUCAGCGUCAUGGGGCAGCAAUGAUCAACUCAAGGAGAUUGCAAAAUUGCGUCAACAAUUGCAGAGAAGCAAACAUAGCAGUAGGCAUCAUCGCGAUAAAGAAAGACAGUCUCCAUUUCAUGGUAACCAUGCAGCCAUUAACCAUAGUCAGGCUCCCAUCCCAAAGAGUGCUCUUGUUCCUGUGAUACCUAUUACCAAAUCAACAGGAUCACGAUUCCGAAACAGUGUAGAAGGACUGAAUCAGGAGAUUGAGAUAAUAAUUAAGGAGACGGGAGACAAAGAGGAACAGCUUGUUCCUCAAGAUAUUCCAGAUGGGCACCGUGCACCACCUCCGUUGGUUCAGCGUAGUAGUAGUACUCGCAGCAUUGAUACCCAAACACCUGGUGGAGCAGACAGGGGUAGUAACAACAGCAGCCGCUCCCAGUCAGUAUCUCCAACCUCAUUUCUUACCAUCUCUAACGAAGGCAGUGAAGAAAGUCCAUGUUCCACAGAUGAUCUUCUUGCUGAUUCCAGAGAUAAAGAGAAUGGGAAUAAUUCUCCCUUGCCAAAAUAUGCUACCUCACCAAAACCCAACAACAGCUACAUGUUCAAGCGUGAACCUCCAGAGGGCUGUGAAAAGGUGAAAGUCUUUGAGGAAAGCUUGCCAAAGCCAUUGCAUGAAAUUCCAGCCUUCUACUGCCCUGACAAGAACAAAGUGAAUUUCAUUCCCAAAAGUGGCUCUGCUUUCUGUCUUGUCAGCAUCCUCAAGCCACUUCUUCCCACACAGGAUCUCACACUUAAGGGCACUACACACAGCCUGACUGUUUCCUCCGGCGUGACGCCCAGUUUGUUACAGCCCAUUUCUAUGGCCUUGUCUACAAACACAGAUCAAGACAGGAUCUCUCGUGGAACAAGUACAGUAAUACCACAGACCUCUAUACUCCAGCAGUCGGGACAUAUUGAGGAAGCUGAAGGAUAGAUUUAGAUUGUCUUGACAUUUUUCUGGGCAACUACUGGGAAAAAAUUAGAACCAGUUGACUGGACCUUUCUGAUCACACUAUUUGCAUUGUUUUAACAAGUUAUGGCACUGUCAUAACUGAACUGUUUGUAUAAUUGACAGUUUGGUAACACAUUGAGAAGUUCAGGAGGAUGCAGCAGCUGACAGUCCGUUGCACUUUCUGCUUAUGAAGACUCCGUUUCUGUUUCUCCUGC